ACGAUCGUGAUACACGCAUUCCGUGACUCACUCAAUCGCGACAUGGCGCAAUUUAAUCUUUGUUUCCGGGUAGCUUUUCUCGCUGUACUUCUUCCACUGACUUCAGGGGCUUGUGUUGAUUUUUACCUUGGAAUGGGAAGUGGAACAAUUCCAGAUAGUGAUAUAACUGCUUCUUCAGUACAAAGCGCCAACACACCAGCCAAGAAUGGUCGACUAAACUACACAUCAGGAUCAUCAUGGUGUACAGGAACAGGUGACACUAACCCAUAUCUACAGAUUGAUCUAAAGACACUUCAUAUCAUCUGUGCUGUGUCUACUCAAGGGAAUUCUAAAGCAGAUCAGUGGGUGAAGACCUACAAACUGCAAUUAUCCACUGAUGGGACAACUUGGACGAACUAUACCGAGUUAGGUGGGCAGGCUAAGGUUUUAGAGGGAAAUAAGGAUAGAAACUCAAAUGUCAAACAUGUUGUAUAUGGAGUGUUAACAAGAUAUUUGCGAUUCCUGCCACAAACACACCAGGGUGAGGUGUGUAUGAGAACAGAGGUGUUUGGGGUGAAACAGACACCAACAUGUGAUUCACAAGCAAUUGGUUUGGCCAGUGGUGGUAGAAUUCCAGAUGACAGCUUCUCAGCCAGUUCGAUAUUUGCUCCCAGAUAUGCAGCUAAAUAUGGUCGUCUUAAUGGAAGAUGGGCAUGGGAACCUAAGACUACUACUGAUCCUACUGACUACCUGCAAAUUGACCUUCUCUAUGAGUAUGUUAUCUGUGCUGUUGCUACUCAAGGAAAUCCACCAACCCAAUCAGCAAGUGCUCAAGAAUGGACCACAGAGUACAAACUGAGAUUUUCACUCAAUGGUACCACCUUUCUCCCUUAUAAAGAAAACAAAAUUGACAAGGCCUUUCCAGGAAAUUCAGGAAAAACUGACACAGUGAAAAACAGUCUAACAGAAUUUGCAAGUGCAAAGUUUAUACGCUUUCUGCCAACAAAGUAUAAUAAGUUCAAGGUUUUGAGAGUGGAGGCUUAUGGAAUACUUUUUACUAAAGUUCCAUCACAACCUCCCACUGCCUUCCAGUUGACUGCAAGCUCUUCUACCAGCAUCACAGCUUCCUGGCAGUUACCACCAGUCUUUGGCAGACACAGAAACAUUACAGGGUUUAAAUUGUUUUACAGAAAGAAAGGUUCUGGUGGGUCAGCAACAACCUUGCCUAUUAGCAAUGGAAGAACAUUGAGUAGAACUGUUAGUGGACUUGACAAGUUCACAGAAUACAAAUUUCAAAUUUUGGCCUUCACUUCUGAUGGUGAUGGACCAAAAAGUUCUGUGAAAGUGAAAAGAACAAUGGAAGAUGCUCCUUCACAACCUCCAUCUAACUUCAGUGUAACUCCAACCUCCUCUACUGGUGUAACAGCAUCAUGGCAACUACCACCAGUAAACUCCAGGAAUGGAUUAAUUAAAGGAUUCAAAUUGUUUUACAAAAGGAAAGACUCGUCAGGCUCAGGCACCAUUCUUCCUAUCAACACUGAAUCAACUUUAAACAAGAAUAUCAAUGGGCUCUAUAAGUACACAGAGUAUGAAUUUCAAGUGUUGGCCUUUACUUUUGCUGGUGAUGGUGUAAACAGCUCUGUUGUUGUUCAGAGAACAAAAGAAGAUGCUCCUUCACAACCUCCUUCUCAGUUCACUGUAUUUGUGAACUCUUCAACCAGUAUUACAGCUUCAUGGCAGUUACCAUCAGUAGGCUUCAGACAUGGAAUCAUCAAAGGAUAUAAACUGUUCUAUAAGAAGAAAGACUCAAGUUGUGCAACCAUCCUGACACUUGGCAAUGGAAACAUAUCAGCAAGAGUUACUAAGCUUGACGAAUACACUGAAUAUGAAUUUCAAGUGUUGGCCUUCACUUCUGCUGGUGAUGGACCAAACAGUUCUACUGUUUUCAAGACAACGAUGGAAGAUGCUCCUAGUGCACCUUUAUCUUUGUCUUCUGUUGAUAUGCCACCAAGCAAGUCACAUGGUCCAAGAAUAACACUGACCUGGGGUGAGCCUGCAGAGCCAAAUGGAGUUAUCAGAAGUUACACUUUGUUUUACAGUCACGAUGGAGUUGCACCAAAAGAGAUUUCUGGAAUAGGCAGAGAUGCAUUGAAUCACACAGUUGAUGUGUUAGUUGGAGUGACGUAUCAGUUUAAUGUUAGAGCUGUGACUAUUAAACCUGGACCAAAUGCCACGAAAACAGUAACUACCAAGGAAUACGCUCCCUCACAACCGCCCUCUCAGUUCACUGUAUUUGUGAACUCUUCAACCAGCAUCACAGCUUCAUGGCAGUUACCUCCAGUAGGCUCCAGACAUGGAAUCGUCAAAGGAUAUAAAAUAUUCUAUAAAAAGAAAGGCUCAGGUUUUGCAACCACCCUGACACUAGACAAUGGAAACACAUCAAGAAGAGUUACCAAGCUUGAUGAAUACACUGAAUAUGAAUUUCAAGUGUUGGCCUUCACUUCUGCUGGUGAUGGACCAAACAGUUCUUCUGUUUUCAGGACAACAAUGGAAGAUGCUCCUAGUGCACCUAUAUCUUUGUCUUCUGUUGAUGUGCCACCCAGCAAUUUGCAUGGUCCAAGAAUAACCUUGACCUGGAGCGAGCCUGCAGAGCCAAAUGGAGUUAUCAGAAGUUACACUUUGUUUUACAGUCACGAUGGAGUUGCACCAAGAGAGAUUUCUGGAAUAGGCAAAGAUGCAUUGAAUCACACACUCGAUGUGUUAGGUGGAGUGACUUAUCGGUUUGAUGUCAGAGCUGUGACUACUAAACCUGGACCAAAUAGGACGAUUACUGUAAUGUCCAGGGAAUAUGAGCCCAGUCGUGGACCAGAAGGGAUAUCCUCAUCUGCAGUGAACUCCAGAAAAAUCAAUAUAACUUGGCUUGGACUGUCAAGGGAAGUAGCCUAUGGCACCAUCAUAAACUAUGAAGUCAGGCUUAGUGUAGAAGAAAACUGUACAAAGAUUCAGUCCUCCUAUCCUUCAACUAUUAACACCACCGCUACUUAUAUUCUCGUGACUGGACUCUCCUUGUGUGCCAAGUAUGCAGUGUCUAUAAGAGGCUACACUGCAGUGGGGCCCGGACCUUAUAGCAGAUCUGUUAUGGAACAGAUAUUUCGUAAUCCCGUCAUCAAAGACCUCCCAAAAAGAACCGUUGUAGCACUUAACGAACUGGUAGUGUUGACAUGUGAGGUAAAUGGAGACUCUGAAGUUUCUGUAACCUGGACUAAGGAUGGACUCACCAGUAUACCUCGCGCUCAGUUCAAAAACAGUGGCAAAAUACUUGUUAUACAGAAUGUUGUUCCUGGUGACAGUGGCGUUUAUGAAUGCACAGCUAUGAACAGAUUUGGAGAGAGCCGUACAGCUUCGACGCUCAUUGUCGCUGUUCCACCCAGCAUUAUAAAAGAAGUUUCGCCUUCUUCAGUGAUGUGUGAAAAGCAAACUCCGUGUCUUGUCUCUUGUCAAGCAACAAGUUACAUUCCAUUUAACUACUCAUGGACGAAAGAUGGCCAGGUUCCCACUGGUGAUGGCAUCAAGUUAAUGAAUAACAGUAUCAUUGUCACGCCACGGGAUGCACAAGAUUAUGGACAGUAUGUGUGUCACGCUACAAACAGCUUUGGAUCAACAAAGUACCAAAUCACUCUACUUGCUCCUAAGGAUACUCAAUAUAAUGACGGUACACAAAGCAUCCUUCUAGCUAUUGUCAUCGCAUUGUGUUGCCUUGUGGUUGUGUCACUCAUUAUGAAUGGUGUGUUCAUAUGGCAGCGGAGACGAGCUGUCAAAUCUUCACCCGAUCAACAGUCAAGCGAUCAACAAGCUUCAGUCCCAAGUUUAUAUAUGGAACUCAAACCCAGGCCUACGAACCAGCAGUCUCAUGUACCAACUGAGUAUCAGUCGUUACCGGAAAAACCCGGAAAUCCCGGAUAUUGCAAUGUGGUAUUUCAGAGAGAAAACGGUGGGAAACAAAAUGAUGAAAUUUAUGAGGAAAUAUGAAAACCCUACAGAAGAUGUUCUUGUCUCGCUAAAAGGAGCUUUGAGUACUUUGGUAAUACUAUACACGGCACGCAUUUGAAGUUUCGACCUACUCACCGUUGUCACGGUUACUGUUACUAUCAUGAUUUCGCGUACGGUGCGGUUAUCUAUCAUCUAUGAAGAAAAAACAUAUGAUCACAAUUGCUUCCUCAGUAGAUGCAGCUAGGGAGUGCAGUCUGUUUACUUCAAGAACAGACAUUGCUGCAAUUGGUUUCUCAUCAAAGUACUUUCAUGGUCAUUUUAAGGCAGUGGAGCCUUACGGGCCUCCUUAGCUUGUAACAACCUUUGAUUGGGUCAGUUCGAAUUCAAUACUAAAAUCUUUGUUAUAUUUACAUGUAUCCAUGUAACUACGGUAUAUAUUUUGCAUUUGAUUUGUGUAAAAUGCUAUACGAGGAAUCACAUAUACCUGGAUCGGAGCAUUUAGUUAUAACCUCGAACGAGAGAUAAAUGAAAUUCUAAACUUUGUGUGAGACUCUUAAAAGACGAUCACACGUAAAAUUACUUGGCAUAACAAAACCCUGUUAAUUUUUUCCUAAUUUUCUUUUGGCAGCAUGAAAAUUCGAGGCCCCGUCCACACGUAUCCGGAUAAAUUUGAAAACGGAUCGUUUUUGGUGUCCACACGUAAACGUCAAACAAUGCCGUGAUGAACUCAACAAAAUGUGCAAAAUUGAACCACUAAAUGCUAGGUUUGAAGGGGCCAAAGUAACUUCUGUUGAAACAGUGUUUAAAAUACAUAUCUCUGAUUUCCUGAAUCAAAACAGUGACUUUGACCCCAUCACUGAUAAAAAUCAAAAUCAAAAUCAUCACGUCAUCCUUUUCAAAUCGUUUUCAAAUUUAUCCGGAUAAGGCGUCCACACAGAGACGCUUAGCCAGCGUUUUCAAAUUUAUCCACUCUGGAGAGCGUUUUCAAAUUUAUCCGUUUUCGGUGUGUGAAAACGCCGUUUACGUGUGGACGGAACCCGUAACCGUAUAAAUAUUUAUCCGUUUUCAAAUUUAUCCGGAUACGUGUGGACGGGGCCUGAAUUUAAUUCAAGGUGGGUUCUGAGCCAGAAGUAACAAUUAAAAAUAGAAAAUUAUUUUUGGAUAUGUUAAGAGUCAUCAGAUGUAAACAUAGAGCAAAGCGUUAAAACUUGAUAUUUUCAACUAUAAUUGACAGUUGUUCCUUAUAUUUUAUAUUUUUAAAGAGGUUUCUAUUGUUUGAGUCAUUUAUUGGAAAUUGUGAACGUUUUCAAUGUAUUUUUAUAAACCGUAAAUUCUUCUUAACUGUAAACACAAUAUAUUGUUGUUCACUUUUACCCUAAAGUAAUGCAAUAAUUUUAGACUUCAGAAUAUUACUGUGUAGUGUUUGUAGAUAACUGUAUAGA
Molecule: messenger RNA, 5411 nt
Organism: Pocillopora verrucosa
Lineage: Eukaryota; Metazoa; Cnidaria; Anthozoa; Scleractinia; Pocilloporidae
Product: receptor-type tyrosine-protein phosphatase F
Biological process (GO): cell-cell adhesion
Molecular function (GO): protein binding
Source: RefSeq, a predicted model, not a curated record